Nicotiana tabacum (common tobacco) is the source of this 2801-nucleotide messenger RNA. Lineage: Eukaryota; Viridiplantae; Streptophyta; Magnoliopsida; Solanales; Solanaceae. The record is from RefSeq and is a predicted model, not a curated record.
UAAAUGAGCACUAAAAAUAUAUUAAUUAUGGGCUUUUUAUAGUUUACCGAGAAGAAGUUAUCGGUUCAAAGAGCUUUUGUUCCGGUCUAUGAAUAAUGCCUUGCCGUUUCUGUUUGGCCUUUUUCCUACUUUCCCUCACCCUCUUUAAUGGUGUACUCUGCUUCCAUGAGAUCUCCGUCAAUUAUCCAUUUCUCAGGAUAAUUUCAUAAAAAAAAAAAAAUUGGUACUGAAGAAUUAAUAAUCUUCUCUAAGUCCUGGACAAGGUUGAGUUUUCUCAUAAAAAAUUGUUUAUGUCAAAUUGAAGAAGAUAAAGGGGAGAAAAGAUUGGAUUUUUACCAGUUUUCCAGAGCUGCAAAAUGGAUGUAGGCCAAGGCAGCUCGAUUGAAGAAAUUAAGGAUUUACAGACCAACACUUCAUGGAUUCCAGCAACUCCGGGGAAGCCAGGUUUUGCGACAUUGCCACCAAUUAGCAAGAAUAGGCAGGAAACCCAGCCAGCUCAAGUUGAUUGGUCGGAGUUGCAGACGAAAAAAGCAGAAGCAGUAGCAGCACAUGCUGCUGGCGCCACAGCCGAAGCUCAAAAUGCGGCUGCAUACAAUGGUUCAACAAGUUCAGUAACAGUAGAUCAGUGCUUCACCACCUGGGAAGCAGCAGUAGGCACAAAAUCGGAAAUGUAUGGAGGUGGUAUAAAGAUGUGCAAUAACUUCUCUAGUGAUAACGUAGACAUGUGGACUAAUGUGUCUUUCGGAGAUCUCUUGGCGAUGGCACAUGCUGCUGGCACCACGCCCGCAGCUGAAAAUGCAAAAGAUGAUACAGUUUAUAGUGCGGGGAGUUCUUUCAAACCGCUCAUCAGUUCCCAGAGUCCAGAUGGAAGCUCUACUUUUCCCAGCUCCCCUUUCAACUUGAAUUCACCCCUAAGAAUGACGGAUGCAAUCUUGAGCAACGUACCAUUCAAGUUCGAACCAGUAACACCAGAUCUGAUCAAGAGUACAAGGCAAGCAUCUAAUGCGUCAAACCUAGACAUUAAUGUUACUACAUUACCAAGAGGUGUACAGUCAAAUGAAGAUACAAUAAAGAGAACUGAAGCAAAUGAACUCCAACAGAGCAGAGAGCAGUCGGAGCUGGUCUUAAAUCAAUCAGAAUUGCAGGAGAAUCACAAGCUUGACAUGGAAGGCAAACAGGAUAGUGAACUGAAUAAUACGCCAGAGCAAAAACAAAGAAGAAGAAAACACAGGCCCAAGGUGGUUGUAGAAGGCAAGCCUAAAAGGACUCCUAAACGAAGAACCGAAAAGCAGCCUGGUUCAGUGGAGACAAAAACAGAAAAGAGGAAGUAUGUCCGAAGAAACAAGGUUGGCAGCCCUGCACCCACUUCUGCUGAAGAGGUAAACAAUACAAUUGACGAGGGAAAAACUCCUAGUUCCAAAGAAACCCCACCAGCAAAGAGGAAGUACGUCAGAAGAAAUCAAGUUAAGAAGAGCACAGAAAAGCCCUCUGAAGAGGGGAACGGUGGAACAACUGAGCCGAAAAAAGUUUCUCUUCCUAGAAAAUCCUGCAGGAGAACGUUGAAUUUUGAAUUUGAAAGACAAGCAAGUGAUGAAAACUCAUCAUACAGGUCCUCAACUUUGGAUUUGCAUGCGAAUCAAACCGAAUCAACUGCACAAUGUGUACAGUCUGCACAACUUGGACAAGGUGUGGAAGCCCCCAAUGAAAAGACAGCAGUGGGAACAACUUAUAACAUCAACUGUUCCCUGAACCAGGAGCUGAGAAAUUACUUGUCACAGCAUGAAGUGCAAUACCUUGGUUCUCCAUCUCUGGACAAGGUUGGCUGGAAUCAUGAUAAAGUCAUAGUUGGUAAUCAAAAUGAAAGCACAAGAGGAAAUUAUAGAAUCAAUUUUUCAGAUUUAACUCGUGAUAAACAGGCAAGCAUAGUACAAAUGACACCACAGAGCCCGAAUUGUUCCAACUGCAGCAGCAGCACAUGCUUGCCACAUGGGAAAGGCUUGAAGAGACAGCAUUCAUAUAGAACUGAUGAAGCACAAUUCUACAGCUUAAAUGCCAGGGGAGUGUACUUCAAUUCCAUGCAGGCUUAUCAAGCAAUCCUUCCAGCAAAUGAACCUGAAGUUUAUAGCAACCUAGGGAUGCAUUGUCCUGCAAUUUACAAGAAAAAGAGAACAGAAGAGGGCCACAGCUCAGCAGCAUUUUACAUUAAGCAUUUUACUAGCAAAAUUAACUGUGUGCCUUCAUCGCAGUGCAAUAUCAGUGGUUCCCCUAGCAACAAUUCUUCAACCAAUAUAGCCUACAACAGACUGCAGAACUCCGAUUUUGUGCCAGCAGUUGUGGAAGCAGAGAAGUUAAGGAAGAGGAGAUCAAAAGGCGCAACUCAAGUGCAUGAGUUAGCAUCUGUGCAUGAAAUUUACAAACAAUUUCAGACUUCUACAUCCAAAUACGCAACAAAAUGCAGACUUGGAGAAAGAUACAAGACUUCACAUCUAUCCAAUGCAUGCAUGGAAGCUCCAAUUGCGGACACCCGAGCACCGAUGAAGACAAAAAAGCAAUCAAAGAAAAGCACCUUUGUCAGCUCAACAGCUUCCAACAUGUACAUCCAUCAACAAUUCACAACAAAUGCAAGGGGUCCCCCGCCAGCUUUAACAUGGAGAGGCAUGUCUCCAAUUGAUGAAAUUGCAGAACACUUGCAGCGCCUUGAUUUAAAUAGAGAAAGCAGCCAAAUUCAAGGUCAACAUGGAAGUGUCACCUACCACACCAAGUUUCAAGGGGAGAGUGCCCUUGUUCUUUAUCAAAGAGAU